Molecule: messenger RNA, 2405 nt
Organism: Hydra vulgaris (swiftwater hydra)
Lineage: Eukaryota; Metazoa; Cnidaria; Hydrozoa; Anthoathecata; Hydridae
Product: glutamic acid-rich protein
Biological process (GO): nuclear polyadenylation-dependent CUT catabolic process; nuclear mRNA surveillance of mRNA 3'-end processing; nuclear polyadenylation-dependent snoRNA catabolic process
Cellular component (GO): TRAMP complex
Molecular function (GO): zinc ion binding; RNA binding
Source: RefSeq, a predicted model, not a curated record
UUAAUUAUAUUUAUAUUGCAUUAGGAAUUUUUUAAAAUAAUAUUCUUAUUCAUGUAACAUUAUUAUGGAGUUUGGUAAUGAAGAAUUUGAGACUUUUGAAGAUGACAUUUAUAGAGAUGAUUUUUCAACUAACAGUGAAAGUGAUAUAGAAGGAUAUUUAUACAGUCAAGUGCAUUAUGCUUCAAAUCUAGAUAUUGGUACAAGUUUAGAUAAUGGUUUCAACCUUAAUGAAUCUAUCACAGAAGAAUAUCCUGAGAUGCAAUGAAGUGAUAUUUGUUGUUGUAGAAAUACAAAGAAGUGAUUACUUUGUUUUGGGUGAAAAAGAAAAACAUAAAAAGGAAGCAGUGAAACCCCUGUUUGGUGCAAAUCAUUGGGAACUUGAUGAAUUGGAUAUGUUAGAUAAUAAUGACUCUCAAAAAAAUUUUAAACAUGUUUCGCGAUACUAUGUAACUUCAAGUCUACCAAACAUAUUUUGUUACAAUUGUGAUGAAAGAGGACAUUUAAUGCGAGACUGUUCAAAGCCAAAGAAAAUUCCAACUUGUUAUUUAUGCGGUGGUAACCACGCACGCCAUAAGUGCAUAAAUGAUUUAUGUUACAAUUGCAUGAAUCCAGGGCAUAUAUCAAAGGAUUGUAAAGAACCUCGUUUGUCAUAUCAACAGACAUGUUUAAGAUGUAAUUUUCAGGGGCACACAAAAAAGAAUUGCCCAGAGAUUUGGCGUCAGUACCAUUUAACUGUUGAAGAUGGUAAAAUUGUAAAGCCUAAUAAAUAUAAAACAAACAAAACUCGUUAUUGUUACAACUGUGCAUCUAAAAAGCACUUUGGGGAGGACUGCUUGAAGCAAAGGUUUUCUUGCAGAAUUUAUUACUCUCAAUUUGUUGUAUGUUACGAUAAAUGUUCGAACACAGGCAUUAAAUCAAAGAGCCAUAAAAAUAACAUAAUUACUUCUGAAAUAAAAGUUGAUCGUUCCCAUAAAAUGAAUAAACAGGACUCAUCACAUCUUACUCUUUGUAAAAACAAAAGUUCUGAAAAUUUAAAGGAGGAAAAGUUAAACAAAAGUCAUGAAUUAUAUCUUGAGACCAGACUUAAUGGCAGUAUGAAAUCGAAUUCUCAUGAUAAUUCCAAACUGAAUAUCAAUUCCAAUCUUGAUUGCAAUAUUAAAAAUUCUAAGACUGCCCAAAAAGAAAAAGUGAAUGAAAAAGAAGCUUUAGGAGUUUCAGAAACGAAAUAUAUGGGAGAAAAUUUAUAUUCAAAAAAAUGUUCAGAAGCUAAGAAAAAAGAUAGAAAAAGGAAACACGCAACUGAGAAUAUUGAAAAAGAUUCAGAAAGCAAAAAAGUAAAAAUACAUGAAUCAGAGAAAGAAAAAAAUGACAAGUCGUUGUCAAAAUCUAAAAAUAAGAAAAAAUCUAAAGAUGAUCAAAUUAUAAAAAAAAAAGAUAGGAAAAUCAAAGAAGAAAAAAAAGAAAAGCGAAAGGAGCGAGAGCAAGACAGGAAAGAAAAUUUUAAAUUGUUUAAUGCCAUCAGUUCAAAAGUGAAAAAGCGUAAAGUUGAAAACAUGUGGUUAAACAAUGAAGAUACAAUACCAAAUGAAAUUCGCUUUUCAAUGUUAAAAGAGUUUGGAAUUUCUUGUGAUAAUGAAAACACAGAUGAUGAAGUAUCAAAAGUACCAAAAAAACUAAAUUAUAGUUCUUUUUUAAGCAAAAUAAAAGAAAAAGGUGGUAUUGAUUUUAUUAAAAAUGAAGAUUUUAUUCCUGUUGGUUUAGCGUCAGAAGAAGAGUUACGUUAUACUACUACAAUUAAAAAGUUUGAAAAUAAAUACAAUCGUCGCAGAAAUAAGAAAAUAGAGAAGAAGAAACAAGUAUCAAUUGAAAUUUCCUCAUCAGGAAAAAAACUUUCUUUAACCCCUAGUCUCGAUAAAGUUACUCUAAACAAUGUUCGAGAUAUCAUUUUGUAUUCAGACCCUGAGGAAGAAGUUGAUUUAAGGUCUCAAGAGGCGAUUUUACGCUCUAACCCUGAGAUUAAUAUAUCCGAUGAAGAUGUUUCUUAUGAUCACGAUUUAAUUAAAGACAAAGUUUUUUCAAAAAAGUCUUAUCAUAAUGGAAAAUUGAUUGGUUGUUUAACUCAGUACAAUCCAAACGAAGUACACCAAGACCAUUUGGUUACCUAUGGACUUAUCAAACCUACUCAAGAUUUUAAAAGAGAUUUGAUAAAAAACGGUUCUCAAAAGGUUUUUAAUUUAAAAUCAGUCGAUGAAACGAAACGCGUGCACAAAAAAUGGUUCCGUUAUGGUUCAAGUAAUAAGAAAAAUAGUCAAUUAAAUUCAUCGAAAAAUAAAAUAGUUUUUCGUGGUUUCCAGUCGUUUAUGACAAAGAAAUAAUAUUUUGAUAUUAAAUUUCAAUAAUUUUAA